AUGCCGUCCCGCCUCAGCUUCUCUCCGCCCAUUCUCAACGCCGCUUGUCCAUGGGCAACGGACCUCACCUUCCUCCGACCCCUCUACGCCUCCCCUUCAACGGGCGCAAUCACGACCCGCACCUCCCUCAUCGAGGGGUAUCCGCACGAUGAUGCAGUCAACACAUUCCUAUUCUUCGACUCUGGCGCACAAGACUCGACCUCUUCUGCUCCCGCAUCCUUCCCAUCAUCCGACUAUAGCCGGACAUCCUCGCUCAACAGUUUCGGCCUGAGUCCUAUCAAGCUCGCAGGAUACCUUGACAUGAUUCGGACGCUGGCAAAGGAGAACCCGCGUUCUUCCAAGCCCAUCAUCGUAUCCGUCACUGGCACGCCGGAGAGCUGCGCAAAGGCUAUUGAGUUGGUCGAAGGGGUGGCGCGCGAGGUUUCUAUCCCCCUCGCGGUGGAACUGAACCUCUCAUGCCCCAACGUUCCAGGCCACCCACCCCCUGCGUAUUACGCCGACGAGCUGCGGGGUUUCCUCGCUGCCAUCCCAGCUACUUGCAGCGUUCCCGUCGGUCUUAAAACGCCUCCAUACACCCACGGGGACCAGUUCAACAUGCUGGUCGACGCGCUGGCUGAGAGCGGACGCGUGUCUUUCCUCACGAGCACCAACACCCUCGGAAACUGCGUGGUGAUGGCGGAGGAGAAUGGCGAGCCAAGCCCCGUCCUCCCUAGCGAGGGCGGUUUCGGUGGCAUGGCUGGACCAGCGAUCCACCCGCUUUCGCUGGGCAACGUUGCGUCGCUGCGCACCCUCCUUGACCAGCGGGGACUCGACAUCGACAUCAUCGGUGUCGGCGGCGUAUCUGACGGCCAGGGCUACCGGCGCAUGCGCAAGGCAGGCGCCAAGUACAUCGCGGUUGCCACGGCGCUGGGGAAGCAGGGACCAGCCGUCUUCGACCGGAUAGUCACCAGUAUCGAGCGCCAGGCCAAGUUGUAG
Cutaneotrichosporon cavernicola is the source of this 975-nucleotide messenger RNA. RefSeq lists its product as uncharacterized. Gene Ontology annotation, molecular function: dihydroorotate dehydrogenase activity. The transcript has a single exon. The record is from RefSeq and is a predicted model, not a curated record. Gene Ontology annotation, biological process: 'de novo' pyrimidine nucleobase biosynthetic process; pyrimidine nucleotide biosynthetic process. The coding region runs from base 1 to 975 and encodes 324 amino acids. Gene Ontology annotation, cellular component: cytoplasm. Lineage: Eukaryota; Fungi; Basidiomycota; Tremellomycetes; Trichosporonales; Trichosporonaceae.